Messenger RNA from Chrysochloris asiatica (Cape golden mole), 2226 nucleotides. RefSeq names its product G protein-coupled receptor 56 (gene ADGRG1). NCBI's taxonomy places the organism in Eukaryota, Metazoa, Chordata, Mammalia, Afrosoricida, Chrysochloridae. The transcript is spliced from 15 exons. The coding region runs from base 1 to 2226 and encodes 741 amino acids. Gene Ontology annotation, molecular function: G protein-coupled receptor activity; heparin binding. The record is from RefSeq and is a predicted model, not a curated record. Gene Ontology annotation, biological process: cell surface receptor signaling pathway; adenylate cyclase-activating G protein-coupled receptor signaling pathway. Gene Ontology annotation, cellular component: membrane.
AUGUUGGGCGCUGAGUCAUGGGCAUCCCCCAGGGUCACUGCCUCCAAGCUCUCACCCCUGCCCCCCUCAGAGAAAUCCUCCUCACAGGCGGAUUGCCCUGCCCUGCUGCAGGAGAGGGGCUGGAACCUCCAUGGCUCACCACCUCCCAUGGCCGUGGAACCGGUUCGCACUGGGAAGAUGGCUGCCUGGGGGCUGCUGCAGAUGGUUGUGCUCCUCCUGGUCCAAGGUGCCCGUGGGGGCCUCCGAGAAGACUUCCGCUUCUGCGGCCAGAGGAAUCAGACCCAGACAAGCAGCCUUCAUUAUGAGCAGUCGUCGGAGCUGCACAUCGCCAUCGAGAACACCGAGGGUGCUCUGACGGUGCGCGCCCCCUUCCCUGCAGCCCCCGGAGCUUCCCAGGUCCUCCCUGACCGCAGGGGUCUCUACCACUUCUGCCUCUACUGGAGCCACCACGCUGGGAGGCUGCACCUCCGCUAUGGCAAGCACGACUUUUUACUGAGCGACCAGGCCUCGGGCCUCCUGUGCUUCCGGCACCAGAACGAGAGCACAGUGCAGGGCCCCCACCUGCUCGCCACCUCCGUCAGCUCCUGGUGGAGCCCCCGUAACACCAGCCUGCCCAGCAACACCGGCUUCACUUUCUCCUUCCACAAGCCUCCCCAGAACGCUUCCCACAAUGCCUCGGUGGACAUGUGUGAGCUGAAAAGGGACCUCCAGAUGCUCAGCCAGUUUCUGAAGCACCCCAGGAAGAGCGCCAGGAAGCCCAUGUCUGUCCAGGCCCGACAGCAACUACAGAGCCUCGAAUCGAAGCUGACCUCCUUGAGAUUCACAGGGCACACCAUGUCCUUUGAGGAGGAUCGGGUCAAUGCCACGGUGUGGAAGCUCCAACCCACAGCUGACCUCCAAGACUUGCACCUCCACUCCAAGCAAGAGGAGGAACAGAACGAGGUGAAGGAGUACUCGGUGCUCCUGCCCCGCACGCUCUUCCAGAGGGCUAAAGGCCGGAAGUGGAAGGGGGACAAGAGACUCCUCUUGGUGGACUUCAGCAGCCAAGCCCUGUUCCAGGACAAGAAUUCUAGCCAAGUCUUGGGUGAGAAGGUCUUGGGUAUUGUUGUGCCAAACACCAUAGUAGCCAAUCUCUCAGAUCCUGUGGUUCUCACCUUCCAGCACCAACCACAACCUAAGAAUGUGACGCUACAGUGUGUAUUCUGGGUUGAAGACCCAACAUUGAGCAGCCCAGGGAGUUGGAGUGAUGCUGGGUGUGAGACCCUCAGGAGAGAGACCCAGACAUCCUGCUUCUGCAACCACCUGACCUACUUCGCGGUGCUGAUGGUCUCCUCUGUCGAGGUGGACGCCGUGCACAAGCAUUACCUGACCCUCCUGUCCUACGUGGGCUGUGUCAUCUCUGCUCUGGCCUGUGUCCUCACCAUCACCGCCUACCUCUGCUCCAGGAGGAAGCCUCGAGACUACACCAUCAAGGUGCACAUGAACUUGCUGCUGGCCAUCUUCCUGUUGAACGUGAGCUUCCUCCUCAGUGAACCCGUGGCCCUGACAGAAUCCAAGGUGGGCUGCCAGGCCAGUGCCAUCCUCCUACACUUCUCCCUGCUCGCCUGCCUCACCUGGAUGGGUCUCGAGGGCUACAAUCUCUACCGACUUGUGGUUGAGGUCUUCGGCACCUACGUCCCUGGCUACAUGCUGAAGCUGAGUCUCGUGGGUUGGGGGUUCCCCAUCUUCCUGGUGACAUUGGUGGCCCUGGUGGACGUGAACAACUAUGGCCUCAUCAUCCUGGCUGUGCACAGGACUCCAGAGAGAGUCAUCUACCCCUCCAUGUGCUGGAUCCGGGACUCCUUGGUCAGCUGCAUCACCAAUCUGGGCCUCUUCGGUUUGAUAUUUCUCUUCAACACGGUCAUGUUGGGCACCAUGGUAGUGCAGAUCCUACGGCUGCGCCCUCACGCCCAGAAAUGGCCCCAUGUGCUGACGCUGCUGGGCCUGAGCCUGGUCCUAGGCUUGCCUUGGGCCCUGGUGUUCUUCUCCUUUGCCUCCGGCACCUUCCAGAUUGUUGUCCUCUACCUCUUCAGUAUCAUCACUUCCUUCCAAGGCUUCCUCAUCUUCCUCUGGUACUGGUCCAUGCGGCUGCAGGCCCGCGGUGGUGGUUCCUCUUCCCUGAAAAGCAGCUCAGACAGUGCCCGGCUUCCCAUCAGCUCUGGCAGCACCUCAUCUGGCCGCAUCUAA